Molecule: messenger RNA, 1245 nt
Organism: Kazachstania africana CBS 2517
Lineage: Eukaryota; Fungi; Ascomycota; Saccharomycetes; Saccharomycetales; Saccharomycetaceae
Gene: NAP1
Product: histone chaperone NAP1
Exons: 1
Coding region: 1-1245 (414 amino acids)
Biological process (GO): nucleosome assembly
Cellular component (GO): chromatin; nucleus
Molecular function (GO): chromatin binding; histone binding
Source: RefSeq, a predicted model, not a curated record
AUGUCAUCACCAAUUAAGACGAAACCAAAAUCAUCUAUGAAGAUUGAAAAUGCUCCAACUCCACAUAAUACCCCAGCUAGUGUAUUAAACAGUUAUUUAAAGAAUGGUAAUCCAGUUUCAAAAGAUAAGAUGCCAAGUACUAUAAACGAAGAAGAUAUUUCUAAAGUGUUAUCUAGUAACCAACCUUUGUUAUUACAGUCUAUUCAAGAUAAAUUAGGCGAUUUAGUUGGUCAAGAUAGUGGAUAUUUAUCGAAUUUACCAGUGGAAGUGAAAGAAAAAAUUUUCAGCUUAAAACAUUUACAAAGUGAGUUAUUCAAGAUUGAAAAAGAGUUUCAAAUUGAGAUGUUUGAAUUAGAAAACAAAUAUUUGAAUCUUUAUAAGCCAUUAUUUGAGCGUCGUUCUGGUAUUGUUUCUGGUAAUGUUGAACCCACAGAAGAAGAAAUUUCUAAGGGAAGAGAAAUCGAUGGAGAAGAAGAACAAGAAGAAGGCGUUCGUGAGGACUCAGAAGAAAAGAUUAGAGGUAUUCCAUCUUUCUGGUUGACAGCUUUGGAAAAUGUUCCUAUCGUUAAUGAAACCAUUACUGAUAGAGAUGCAGAAGUGUUAGAUCAUUUACUUGAUAUUAAAUUAGAGUAUUUGACGGAAGGUAAACCAGGUUUUAAAUUAACUUUCAUAUUCGAUAAAGAAAAUAAUGGUUUUUUCACAAAUGAGACUUUGACUAAGACAUAUUAUUAUCAAAGUGAAUUAGGAUAUUCUGGUGAUUUUAUAUAUGAUCAUGCUGAGGGUGAAGAAAUUGAUUGGAAGAGUAACGGUAGUAAUGUGACCGUAGAAGUAGAAAUGAGAAAACAAAGAAAUAAGACGACUAAGCAAGUGCGUACAAUUGAAAAAUUGACACCCAUUGCGUCAUUUUUCAAUUUCUUUGACCCACCUAAGCCAAAUAAUGAGGAGGAAGAAAGAGAUGAAGAUGAAGAAGAGGAAUUUGAUGAAGAUGAAGAAGAUUUGGAAGCACGUCUAGCCCUCGAUUACUCACUCGGUGAACAAAUCAAGGAUAAGUUGGUUCCAAGAGCUGUGGACUGGUUUACUGGCACAGCUUUAGAGUUUGAAUAUUUAAAUGAGGAAGAUGAAUAUGAUGAUGAUGAUGAUGAUGAUGAAGACGAAGACGAAUACGGAGAUGAAGCUGAGGACGAAGAUGAACAAGAUGAUUUCGCAGGAAGAACAGAACAAGCACCAGAAUGUAAGCAACAAUAA